Molecule: messenger RNA, 2117 nt
Organism: Onychomys torridus (southern grasshopper mouse)
Lineage: Eukaryota; Metazoa; Chordata; Mammalia; Rodentia; Cricetidae
Gene: Kyat1
Product: kynurenine aminotransferase 1
Exons: 13
Coding region: 448-1722 (424 amino acids)
Biological process (GO): biosynthetic process
Cellular component (GO): cytoplasm; mitochondrion
Molecular function (GO): pyridoxal phosphate binding; L-kynurenine:2-oxoglutarate transaminase activity
Source: RefSeq, a predicted model, not a curated record
UCCAAAACUCAGUCAUUCAAAUAAAGUGAUCUCUGUACAAAACAGAAAACCAAAUGUAAACCGGGAAGUAGAAGGGCAAGAAGAAAGCUGGAGGCAGAGUCACGGCCCCAGGGAAAGAGGCUCUGUGAGCACCUCGCUGACUCCUUUCCUGCAGCUCCCUUCCUACACACGUGUGAUCAUAGAACUGAACAUGCUUGCACAGAUACAUGCAUAUUAGGGGAUUUUUCUUUAUUUUUUAAAGACAUGGUGUCAUGUGGCACAGCCUGGCCUCAAACUCACUAUGUCGCUAUGAGUGACCUGAUCCCCUGCUCCCACCUCUUGAGUGCUAGGAUGACAGGUCCAAGUCACCACGCCUGGUUAUGAAGUGUUGGAGAACAAAUCCAGGGCUUCCUGUGUUGGGGACAAGCACCCUACCCACUGGGCUCCAGCCCCUACCUUCAGCUCACCAUGGCCAAACAGCUGCCGGCUCGAAGGCUGAAUGGGAUUGAUCACAACCCCUGGGUGGAGUUUGUCAGACUGGCCAAAGAGUAUGAUGUCGUGAACUUGGGUCAGGGCUUCCCCGACUUCCCACCUCCGGACUUCGCUGUGCAAGCUUUUCAGCAGGCCAUCAGUGGGGACUUCAUGCUCAACCAGUACACCAUGGCAUUUGGUUACCCACCUCUGACAAAGAUCCUGGCAAGUUUCUUUGGCAAGCUGCUGGGACAGGAGCUGGACCCACUCAAGAAUGUGCUGGUGACAGUGGGUGCCUAUGGGGCCUUGUUCACAGCCUUCCAGGCUCUGGUGGAUGAAGGAGAUGAGGUCAUCAUCAUAGAACCUGCUUUUGAUUGUUAUGAACCCAUGACACUGAUGGCUGGAGGUCAGCCUGUGUUUGUGUCCCUGAGGCCGAGCCCUGCUCCUAAGGGACAACUGGAAUCCACCAAUGACUGGCAACUGGACCCCACAGAACUGGCCAGCAAGUUCACACCUCGUACCAAGGCCCUGGUCCUCAACACACCCAACAACCCUCUGGGAAAGGUGUUCUCUAAGACGGAGCUGGAGCUGGUGGCCAACCUGUGCCAGCAGCAUGAUGUCCUGUGCAUCUCUGAUGAGGUCUACCAGUGGCUGGUCUAUGAUGGGCACCAGCACAUCAGCAUUGCCAGCCUCCCUGGCAUGUGGGGACGGACCCUGACCAUUGGCAGCGCGGGCAAGAGCUUCAGUGCCACCGGCUGGAAGGUGGGCUGGGUUUUGGGUCCAGAUAACAUCAUGAAACACCUUCGGACUGUGCAUCAGAACUCUAUCUUCCAUUGUCCCACCCAGGCCCAGGCCGCCGUAGCCCAGUGCUUUGAGCAGGAGCAGCAACACUUCGGACAACCCAGCAGUUACUUCUUGCAGCUCCCACAGGCCAUGCAGCUAAACAGAGACCACAUGAUCCGUAGCCUGCAGUUGGUGGGCCUCAAGCCCUUGAUCUCCCAGGGCAGCUACUUCCUCAUUGCAGACAUCUCAGACUUCAAGAGCAAGAUGCCCGACCUGCCUGGUGCUGUGGACGAGCCCUAUGACAGACGCUUUGCCAAGUGGAUGAUCAAAAACAAGGGCCUGGUGGCCAUCCCUGUCUCCAUCUUCUUCAGCCAGCCCCAUCAGAAGGACUUUGACCACUACAUCCGCUUCUGUUUCGUGAAGGAUGAGGCCACACUCCAGGCCAUGGAUGAGAGGCUGCAGAAGUGGAAAAGAGAGCUCCAGCCCUGAGGCUCCUCAGCCCUCCCUACACAGUGAGGCUCAGCUGGGGCCUAUCACGGGGAUGACACUGGAGGGCCCAGCUCUGUGACUGGACAUGCUUCCAGGAAAGAGGCCACUUAUUUGGGGGUUUCAGCAAUCUUUUCCCCGUGUCUGGACUGCUGUCUCAGAUUGAGCCUCAUUCUACUCUGUAGGUUACUUGAGGGGUGUGGUUAUUUCUGGCCUCUCUGCCUGGGACAGUAAAAGAUGGGGUACCAAGCCUGGAGUCCCAGCCUCACCCCCAGCCUUAACUUAUCCCUGCUGAGGCUCAGGACUCUCCGCUUCUUCUUCUCACGUGACUUCAGGACAUUGCUUCUGGCUUGAUUGCUUUUGUUCCUAAUAAAGUUUUAAGUUAUUAGAGACCUCAA